CUGACACUUCCUUUUAAAGAUGAAGUUGUCCGUCGCCUUUCUCCUACUGCUUUGUGGCAUCGCUGUUUGUCAGAUAAGACAAUAUAUUUACAUAAAUAUUUCAAAGAACUGGGAUUCUGCUCAGAUGUACUGCAGGACGAAUUAUGUUGAUCUGGCAACCAUAACGACCGAUGAAGAAAACCAAACAUUGAUGAAGACAUUAACCAGCAAAACCCAUAUUUGGAUUGGCCUAAACAGAGCAACACCUGGAUUAGACAUCUGGCAGUGGUCUGAUGGAGAACAAGCUCAUUUCUUUAAUUGGAUGUCUAAACAACCUGACAACUACAACGAAAAUGAGAACUGUGUCAUAAUGAAGCUCAAUGGCUGGAACGAUCUGGCCUGUGAAUAUGCUAAUCCUUUCUACUGUUUCUGGAGAUUUGUUUUGGUGACUGACAGUAAGACCUGGGGAGAGGCUCGUGAAUAUUGUAGAGCACACUACACCGGCUUGGCCAGCCCGAUCUCUAAAGAACAACUACAACUGGCUGAAAAUGAAUUGUUGCAAUCAAAAACAGUCAGUGUGUGGACCGGCCUGCAGUUUGUGAACGGACAGUGGAUCAGUAUGAGCAGGUCGCCGUUGAAGGGUCUGGUCUUGCUGCCCUCGUGCCCAAGCCAACGCUAUCGAUGUGGAGCUCUGAGCACCAGGACAAAUAUUUGGGAGAACAGAGACUGCAGUGAGAAGCUGAAUUUCCUCUGCUACUGAUGGUGAG
Silurus meridionalis is the source of this 746-nucleotide messenger RNA. Its product is annotated as macrophage mannose receptor 1-like. The transcript has a single exon. The record is from RefSeq and is a predicted model, not a curated record. Lineage: Eukaryota; Metazoa; Chordata; Actinopteri; Siluriformes; Siluridae. Bases 20 to 739 code for a protein of 239 amino acids.